Messenger RNA from Staurois parvus, 171 nucleotides. Lineage: Eukaryota; Metazoa; Chordata; Amphibia; Anura; Ranidae. The record is from the annotation of a GenBank genome assembly.
AUGAGCUUACGAGGCACUACAGAAAACACACAGGGGCAAAGCCAUUUAAAUGCAACCACUGUGAAAGGUAAGCUAUUGUUACAUCAUUAUGUAAAUGGAAACCAUAUUCUGGGGGUAGUCAACCUUGGUAGUCCAGCUGUGGUAAAACUACAAAUCCUGUCAGGCCUCUAA